GAAUUGAAGCCCAGAAACAAAGACAACCUACAAGUGAACUUCCCCUGCUUUCAAUCUUGAAGCUUCAACUCCGACUGACGCAAACUGAACGAUGGAACCCCAAGAACGACUGGAAUCAGUGAACAAGGUCGAGUUCCACCCAUCGGAGAUAGAGUAUGUAAGCUACGGCGGAGAGCAUCACCUGCCGUUGAUCAUGAACCUCGUUGAUCAAGAACUCAGUGAACCCUACUCCAUCUUCACUUACCGCUACUUCGUCUAUCUCUGGCCCCAUCUUUCUUUCUUGGCGUUUCACAAAGGCAAAUGUGUGGGCACAGUUGUGUGUAAGAUGGGAGAACAUCGAACUACUUAUAGAGGUUACAUUGCAAUGCUGGUUGUUAUUAAACCUUACCGUGGAAGAGGCAUUGCUACUGAACUCGUCACUAGAUCGAUUAAGGUGAUGAUGGAAUCUGGCUGUGAAGAGGUAACGUUGGAAGCUGAAGUCACGAAUAAAGGAGCACUUGCACUGUAUGGACGUCUUGGGUUCAUUAGGGCAAAACGGUUGUUCCGCUAUUAUUUGAAUGGUGUUGAUGCUUUUAGACUGAAGCUGUUAUUCCCUUGCCCAGAGAUACACCCAGCGUUGUCUAUGAUGGCGGAAAGAGAUGAGAGCCAGAUGCAUCAUGAUCACAUGGUGCCAGGAGAAUGUCACUAACGGCAUUAAGAAGAACCCUGUUAAGACUCAUCAUGUUCACAUAGCAGCAGGAGGCUCCUGAGUUUAGAAUUCCCCUUGGUUGAGAUACAUUUAUUUCCUGCAUGUUGAAAUUCACGAUUAACUGUAACAGAUAACCGCGUUUGAGAAUUGUGAAUUUCAUCCUAUUGCCGAAAUUGAUCGACAAUGAAUUAUGAUUUUUGUAGCUCCAAUGUUUUACAGAGUUUGAAGUGGAAUAACAAUGUAACAAUAAGCUUAAAUUUAUAUUCAAAUUAUUUCUUUUUCGCCAA
This is a messenger RNA of Mangifera indica (mango), 975 nucleotides long. Its product is annotated as N-alpha-acetyltransferase MAK3. NCBI's taxonomy places the organism in Eukaryota, Viridiplantae, Streptophyta, Magnoliopsida, Sapindales, Anacardiaceae. Gene Ontology annotation, biological process: N-terminal peptidyl-methionine acetylation. Gene Ontology annotation, molecular function: protein-N-terminal amino-acid acetyltransferase activity. The transcript has 4 exons. The record is from RefSeq and is a predicted model, not a curated record. The coding region runs from base 92 to 688 and encodes 198 amino acids. Gene Ontology annotation, cellular component: NatC complex.